Molecule: messenger RNA, 1728 nt
Organism: Candida tropicalis MYA-3404
Lineage: Eukaryota; Fungi; Ascomycota; Pichiomycetes; Serinales; Debaryomycetaceae
Gene: AMN1
Product: Amn1p
Exons: 1
Coding region: 1-1728 (575 amino acids)
Biological process (GO): SCF-dependent proteasomal ubiquitin-dependent protein catabolic process
Cellular component (GO): SCF ubiquitin ligase complex
Source: RefSeq, a predicted model, not a curated record
AUGAGAUAUAAUUCAACCAAAGAAACAUCACCAGGUAGUCAAAUUUAUAAUCCAUUUAUUGUCUCUUCUGUAUCCACAUCUGCAUCCACUGAUGAAUCCCCACAUCAUGAACCACUUAAAAGAGCCAGGUCUAUAGUAUCACCAAAAUCAUUAUCUGCAUUAUUCACUAAAACUCGAAGUAAGAGAUCGACUACUACAAUUAGAAAACGCAGAAGUUUGCCACUGUCAAGUCAUUUUCUUUCAGCAUCUCCAUCCACCACUUCUAUGCUGAAUUUUAAAUUACCUGAUCAAGAGGAAUUUUCAUUUUCAAGUGAUUAUGCACCAAGUUCUGAUGUUUCUUCUGAGUUGGAAAGUUUACCGGACUUGACAGACGAUGAAUAUACUCCAGAUAGCACCCCAAUUAAGCCAGUUCCAAAUUGUUAUUUCACAACCAUUUUAGAACCAGCUCCUGUGUUUGAGUUGCAAAAAUUACAACAAUUGGACAUUUAUGAACAACAACCAAAACAACCUUUAGUUGUUUCAUCUUCUCCUUCUAUUUUUGAAAUUCCUGAAAUUGUUCACAAGAUUCUUUCAUAUGUUGAUGGACAAAAUACUGUGUUACCUUUAGAGUCAACUCCUGUUAGACGUAAGCCAUUAUCUUACAAGCAUGCUUUAUUGAUUCAUGGUAAUAGGCAAAUGGCCGAAAGUGCAUUAAACGAUUCACGACAACAACAACAACAGCAACUGGAACAGGAGCAACCAUCGUAUUCAUCCUCACCAUUAUUCAAUUGUUUAUUAGUAAAUAAAUUAUUUUACAGAAUUGCAAGUGAGAUUCUUUCUCAAAAAUUCUAUGCUCAUGAAGAGAAUCAAUUGCAUAAAUAUAUUAAUAAUCAAGGGCCUACCACUGUUCAAUUACAACCAAAAGCUUUUAUUUUACAUAAAUUAUUCCUGAUGAAACAAGGUGUUUUUGAUCAAUUGAUCAAACUUAUGGAUUUCCAAAGUCUAACAUGGUUUGAAUUGUACAUGUGUCCCAAAAUUCUUCCUCCAGUUUCUAUAUUUAAACAAUGUGGAACCAAAUUGAAAAAGUUGAUCAUUACUGGUUCAAAGAUUGUUGAUGAUGAAUUUGUAAAACAAGUUAGCAAAUAUUGUCCUAAUUUGGAAGUCAUUGAUUUCCGUGCCUGUGAAUUAAUUUCUGAUUUUGGAUUAUAUCAAUUAAGUAACAAUUGUACAAACUUGAGAAUGAUUAACCUAGGAAGAAAGAAUCGUGGUCAUUACAUUACUGAUACAUCAAUUAGUAAAAUAAUAGAAAAUAAUAGAAAUUUAAAUACUGUGGGAUUAGCUGGUUGUUAUAUUACAGAUAAAACAUUAUGGGAAUUGGCUUAUAAACUUCCAUAUUUGUCCCGAUUAUCACUUAAUAAUUGUCCUCAUAUCACCAAUAAUUCCAUCUCACAUUUAUUUUCCAAUCCUAGAUUAUUCACAAGAUUGUCUGUAUUAGAAUUACGAUUUAAUUUACAACUUACUGAUUUAAAAUCAUUAAUUGAAUUUAAAAGAAGACAAUCUUAUCAUUAUAAUAUAGUGUUGUUAUUGGAAUUAUGUGAAACUUUGAUGUUUAAAUUACGACAACAAGAAUUGGAAAUGGAUAAAUUAAUCUCCCAGAAAAUUUUCCAAGAUAUUUCCGAUUGGGCUAAUGAUUAUAAUGAUGGUGAUUUACUGUAUCAAGAAAUUAUACAAUUAACCAGAAAGGAUUAA